Messenger RNA from Thalassophryne amazonica, 965 nucleotides. Its product is annotated as growth-regulated alpha protein-like. NCBI's taxonomy places the organism in Eukaryota, Metazoa, Chordata, Actinopteri, Batrachoidiformes, Batrachoididae. The transcript is spliced from 4 exons. The record is from RefSeq and is a predicted model, not a curated record. Gene Ontology annotation, biological process: antimicrobial humoral immune response mediated by antimicrobial peptide; inflammatory response; cellular response to lipopolysaccharide. Bases 67 to 438 code for a protein of 123 amino acids. Gene Ontology annotation, molecular function: chemokine activity; CXCR chemokine receptor binding. Gene Ontology annotation, cellular component: extracellular region.
UUAGGAAGACCUUUAGGAAGAAAGGAAAUCACUGCAAAGGAUACAGGAAUCCCACACAGGGGAAGCAUGAACGCCGCAGCUCUGUUUCUUCUCCUUCUCCUCACCUCUGUGGCUGUGUUCACCUCAGCAGGGAGAAUCCUGUCUGACCCGGACUGCUUGUGUGCUGAAACAGCCAAAAGCCUGAAUGUCAGACUCAUCGCCACUGCUCGGGAGUACGGACCCCGUCCCCACUGCAGCAGGACGGAGGUCAUCGCCACGCUCAAAGACAAAACCACACGAUGUUUGGACCCCAGCUCAGGUUUCACCCAAGCGGUCCUCCAAACUGUGAAGGCUGGAAAGGUGAGACGUGUUGCUCUUCAGAUGGCCAAGAUCAAAGCAACCACAGCAGGAACCACAGCAAAGUUCAUGCUGUCAUCCUUACCGUCAUCAUCGCCAUGAACUACGGGUCGUUAUCGACGCAAUCCAAGUGUCUGUUUCAAAACUGCAACGACUAAAGCUUCAGAUUUUAAGAGCGUUUGAAGAGAAGUUUGUCUUCCAGAGGAAAAAUAUGUGCGAGGUGUGAGUUUACUGUGAGAGCUCUUACUGCUGUGGGUUUAAACCCACACGAGCCAGUUUAUCAUGCUGAAACUCUGAGGUUUAUUUUACUGUAAGAAGGCUGAAUGUAUAUUUUACAGCCAAGCUUUGUGUAAACCCACUUUUUGUAUCAUUCAGACUGUCUUUCAGUGACAGGACAGAUGUAAUUUCUGUGAAAAACCUGAUGCUCUUCACUGGUUUGGCCUCACGUAGUGAUGCUUUUGUCAUUUCGUUUGCUUUGUGAAUGCAGCAGGUAGAAGAGGAAUCGUGUAACAUUACAUCUGUCCUCACCAUGAAACUGCAUCAAAAACGGAAUAUCUUGGAAUGCAUGCUGCAGAAAUUAUGUAUCCAGAUAAUGUGAACAAUAAACUUUAUUUUCAGUUAGUAUUUGU